AUGACCCUGACGCAGCUGCCGAGGGCGCGCGUGCGCAGGGCGGAUCCGCAUGCUGGCGCGCAGGAGGAGGAGGGCCGGGGCGAGGAGGGCCAGGGGGCCACCACGCAAAGGGCGCUGGAGAUACUGGAUGAGCUCGACCGCCAGGACGCGGGGGGAAUCCUCCGGUCGGGGCCGCCGGGCACCGGCAUCGGCCUGAGGGAGCGGCUGGCGCGAGAAAAGAUGCAUUUUCACGAGGCGGCCCUGCUGCUGCGCCAGUUCUUUGAGGGCGUCCUCUGGAACGCCUUUGCCGUGGACCGCGACCGGGCCGUGGAGGCCGACCGCCUACUCGACCUGGCCAACGCGCGGCUCUGCCCGCUCGAGCCCCCCCUCCGAUCCGCGUCCAAGAAGCGGAAGACAAUCCAGGACCCCCACUGGGGCGCGGCUGCCUUUGGCGGCGAUGUCCUCAGGCUCUCAUUCAAUCAGAAUCUGCUGAGGCCGAGGGGGGAGCUGCCGGACUGGUGGGAGGCCGAUUUUUGGUGCUCCAGCUUGGAGGCGUCCGAUGCGGACGCCUGUACGCAGCGCAAGCGGGGCCCAAAGCCGGUGGGCGACAAGGGGACGGGCGCCAAGCGCCAGAGGCGCCGGGGCGGGGCGGAGGGCAUGUGGCUGCCCGCGGGCUUGCAGCGCCUGUUGGCCAGGGCCCUGAGGCGAAUCCUCCGCAGGGACAGGCAUGACGGUCAGGGCCGGCUGGGCGGCGUGGCGGACGGGGCGAGCGGGACAGAUUGGCAAGGGGAUCGUUGGUCCGCGUGGGUCUCCACGCGGAGGCGCGUGGCUUCGGGAUUCGGUGACUAA
Messenger RNA from Ostreobium quekettii, 828 nucleotides. The record is from the annotation of a GenBank genome assembly. Lineage: Eukaryota; Viridiplantae; Chlorophyta; Ulvophyceae; Bryopsidales; Ostreobiaceae.